This is a messenger RNA of Electrophorus electricus (electric eel), 2579 nucleotides long. It is a transcript of the gene cfap91, whose product is annotated as cilia and flagella associated protein 91. The record is from RefSeq and is a predicted model, not a curated record. Lineage: Eukaryota; Metazoa; Chordata; Actinopteri; Gymnotiformes; Gymnotidae.
UAAAUGAUUACUGUUUAUCCUGGGAGUGGAAAAUAGACAUUGUCCUAUAACAAGGUUAGAUAUAAAGUUAGAUUGCAUUGCAUAGAAAUCAUAGAAAUGAAUGUGUCCGUGACACGCACCUUUCACGAGAAAAAUGAGGGUAACAAGGGAUUCAGGCAGCAGCGAGCAUACGAUUAUCUUUACGAUCCCACUUUCACGGUGUCAGGUGAGAUAGACCACACCAGGUUAAGUCACAAGGCGCUCUCGUCGGUGGAUCGUGUGAGGAAGUAUCCAGAAUUUAAUUCGAUGUUCAGUAACCUCCCUCACCACCCACAUUACACGCUGCGUCUGGAUGCCACCGACCCUGUUCCUAACUUCAUCGACCGCCGCUGGCGUGGGCUUUCUGAGCAGAGGAGAGAGACCUUGCAAAAGCUGUCAGGGCUGCUGCCUGGAGUUCAGCUCCGCAAACCAUACCCUGAAGAUGUGACCGGAGUGGAUCGCUGGAAGUUUUUUAAACGUCCACUGAUCCCAUUUUCUAAGCAAAUCCCACCUGAUGUUGUUUUUGCUCUGCCUAAAACCGACCCCCUCUCCAACCAGGAGGGCGGUGCUGAGCAUCCAGACAGCCCUUUCCAGCGCACGGUGGGGGUGCAGACAGAUUAUCGGGACAGUGAGGCCCAGACCGAGCCCUAUAGCCCCGAGUACACGCUGCAUCCUGGGACAGCUCCCCCAGAGCUCCUCACCCUGGCCUCACUCAUGUGGGGCCGGGGACUGCCUGCUGGGCUGGAGGAGGUGGAGAUGAUCGAGAGAGCGAGGAAGAAGAGGGCCUGGGAGACCACGCUGCCACCCCUUAAUGAUCUCAAUCAGCUGGAACAGAGGAAGAGGAUGAUGGAUGAGAUGGAGAGGAAAGAGUGGGCUUUCCGAGAGCAGGAGAUCGAGAAGCUGCAGGAGGCUCGCCUGGACCUGCUCAUGCAGCUCCUGCAGCAGAGGGAGGUGCAGCAAGAGGAGGCCACGGUUGGGCAGCUGGACGAAUACUUUGCCCAGCGGCAGAGACAGAAGGAGGAUCGCCUCCACAAGAUCCGCAGUGACUACGUCCUGUCUGUCCGGAAGCUCCUGGCAAAGAGGAGGGCUGUGGAUGUGAAGCGGGGGAAGAGGGAUGUCAUUAGCGAGCACUCUGAUUACGGCUCGCAGACAUACGCUCCUCUCUCCCGGCACGGCGUUUUCCCUGACCGCCACACGGCCCGCAGCACGGUGACGAGCCGCCUCCUUAGCACCUACCAAGGGCUGCUGGAGCUGGAGACGAGCCUCCCAGCCUCAGCCCUGGAGCCAAGAAUCAAGGCUCCCAAGCCCAGAGCAAGCAAGGGCUUCCUUAGCCGCUCGGAACGCAGGGAGAUGGAGCUGAUGAGGAUGCAUCAGGCUUUGAAAGACACAAAGGUCCGAGCAGAAGAGAAGAAGCCCCUGCGCUUCCUCUAUAAGAAGGAGAAGCCGGUGCCUCGCCCCUCAACACCUGUCGUGGACGUGCCUCUCGAGUCAGAAGAGAAGAAAGAGCUUGCUGUCAUUUAUCUGCAGAAACUGCUCAGGGGAAGAUCCAUCCAGAACCAGAUGCUGGAGGGAAGAGCCAAGCGUCUAGAGCUGAUCCAGGAGCUACGCACCACCCACGCCCUUCAGCGCGAGGAGCAGGAGCUGCAGAGGGCCGACAAACAGGUCACGCUGGCCCUGCAAAGAGAGCGGGAGCUCCACAGUACCAAGAUAUCUCAAAUAGAUGCCUAUAUGGCCGGCCUGUCUGGAGCAGUACUUGUUGACAUGCUGGACUUCCUGGCUAAGGAGCUGGUUCGCCUACAGGAGGAGAGGCGGAUCCACGCCUUCACACUAUUGGCUGAGAGAGACCGCCGCAUUCGUGAGGCAGAGGAGAGUGGGCGGAGACAGGUGGAGGAGCGGCGACGGAGAGAGGAAGAUGAGAUCUUUAAACAGGUGGUGAAGGUACACCAGGCCACAGUGGAUCUAUACCUGGAGGAUGUGAUAAUUCGAACCAUUGAGCACACUGCUGAGGACCAAGCCAGAGAAGAGAUUCACCACAUGGCCCAGGAACUCGAUGCCAUUGCCCACGCCAUGGAGCAGCCGAGGGACAGUGUGCAGUCAGAAGAGAUAGUGGCAGAGCUUGUCUACAGGUUCCUCAUUCCUGAGGUGCACAAGAUCACUGUGAGAGACAGAGUAAGACAGAGUCAGAGAAGGCACUUGCAUGCAGCACAUUCCCUCAUCCACAACACCAAUGGAUCUGCUGUAGGAUCUCCUGUCCAGUGCCUCCACCCUCCUUCCCCCUCGGCCAGAGUCUCAGUCUCCUUGCUUUCCCAGAUGCUUGACCAGGUGGAGGAGGCUGGGGCUCCAGCAGAGACCCCAGCAAGGAACAGCUUUGGGUAGGCUGGUGAGAACUGAGAUUUCAGCUCCAUAGCAUUACUAUGUGUGUUUUUUAUGUGUAUGUGUCAACAGAAUUUCCCUGUUUUUCGAGUCUACUAUGGUUGUGUUUAAUGCAGAGUGACAACAUUCAGUAGAAAAUAAAAAUAGCAUUGUUCACAAGUACAUGCUAAUGCACACUCAAUAAAGCA